AUGAGUAUAGCUGCAUAUGCGUAUGAAGCUGACAGAGCUAAACGUUUAUAUUUUGGUCAAUACUCUCUCACACUUACUGACAAAUAUAUUGUUAUUUCUGAUGGAAAUACUGAGAAAUAUAUAACAUGGAAGGACUAUGAAAAGUUUGACCCUAUUUUAACUCCAUGUACUAUGCCUUUCAUUGUAAAUGGUGAAGUUGUCAUGAAGAACGACACAACUGUUUAUAGGUCUGUAUAUGAAGCUCUUGAAAGCAUUCUUAACUUCAAUCCUUCAGGGUUCGAUACAAAAACAACUCCUUCGACAAUGCCAUUCAUUGUAAAUGGUGAAAUUGUGUCAAAAAAUAAUGAAACAGUGUAUAAGUCAGUGUAUGCGGCGCUGAACUAUAUGCUUCAUUUCAAUCCUUCUGGUUUUGACCCACAAAUAACUUCAUGUACUAUGUCAUUCAUUGUAAAUGGUGAAAUCGUCAUGAAGAACGACACAACUGUCUCAAAGUCUGUUCGUGAUAUUUUAGACUACUUGCUUCAUUUGGGUCCUACAGGAUUUGACCCAUAUACAACUCAAUGUCAAGUACCAUUCAUAAACGACUCAGCAGAAAUAAAACUCAAAACGUCAACAGUAGAUGAAGCAAUUGCUGACUCAUUGACAAAACUUCUUGAUAUAAUAAUGAGGUUCAAUACAUUCAAAACAACAUAUGAAACCUUUAAGAAAAAUUAUGACGAUUUCUUUAAAAUUACAUACAUCGAGCCUUCUGCUCCUCAAACACCAGACUAUGCAUGCCUUAAAAUAAAGCUGGCAAUGAUGUUUUAUCUCCAUCUUAUAACAAUGCAGCAAAAAAGACUUUUCGACAAACUGAACCGGGAGGAAAUCAUGUCCAUACUUUCACAACAAAUCCAACAGGCUCGGGUGCAGAUUAUAUGCCACCAUUUGUGA
Molecule: messenger RNA, 930 nt
Organism: Trichomonas vaginalis G3
Lineage: Eukaryota; Parabasalia; Trichomonadida; Trichomonadidae
Product: organellar and viral DNA polymerase type B
Exons: 1
Coding region: 1-930 (309 amino acids)
Source: RefSeq, a predicted model, not a curated record